Hibiscus syriacus is the source of this 1562-nucleotide messenger RNA. RefSeq names its product embryogenesis-associated protein EMB8-like. Lineage: Eukaryota; Viridiplantae; Streptophyta; Magnoliopsida; Malvales; Malvaceae. Bases 72 to 1334 code for a protein of 420 amino acids. The transcript is spliced from 7 exons. The record is from RefSeq and is a predicted model, not a curated record. Gene Ontology annotation, molecular function: short-chain carboxylesterase activity; monoacylglycerol lipase activity.
CAUGAAGCAAAAUCAUGUACGAAUUUCAGACAAAAAUCUGUCAUCUCUUAACAGCCACAACUUCAUAAUCUAUGAAAAAAAAUCUGAAGACGUCUAGAUUUAACACCUUAAUGGCGAGCUCACCCUUGUCACUGACCUCCAAACCACCAUCAACCGCCCUUUUCCACCACCGACGUACGCCGUUACCCACCGUCCGUGUCAGUGCCACAUCCGCAACAACAACCACAGCAAUGCCAGACCACCACUCUCCGCUCGAAAUUACUGGUGGAGGAGUUGACCGUUUCCUCCCUGCUCUUAACACCCGUCACCUUACUUACAAGCCUUUCCCCAUCAUUGGUUGGAACCGCCAUCUCGAGACCAUAUUCGCCGCCUUCUUCCGUACCGUCCCUGAUGUUAAGUACUGCCGUGAGUGCCUCCGGACCAAAGACAACGGCACCAUAGCCUUGGAUUGGGUCAGUGGCGACCGCCGCAGCUUGCCUCCCAACUCUCCAAUCCUCAUUUUACUGCCAGGGCUAACAGGAGGGAGUCAAGAUUCAUACGUGAAGCAUAUGCUGGUGAAAGCUAAGAGCAAAGGCUGGAGAGUUGUGGUGUUCAAUAGCCGGGGCUGUGCUAAUAGCCCUGUUACUACUCCUCAGCUCCAAACAGCUUCAUUCACAGAAGAUACAUGUCAUGUUGUAGAUCAUGUUUCCUCCUUGUUCCCGAAAGCAAGUAUUUACGGUGUCGGUUGGUCUCUUGGGGGGAACAUCCUUGUUAAUUACUUGGGAAGAGAGCACCAUAGAUGUUCUCUCUCUGGUGCUGUAUCACUGUGCAAUCCUUUCAAUUUAGUAAUUGCAGAUGAAAAUCUCCGAAAGGGCUUCAACAAUAUUUAUGACAGAGCACUUAGGGGAGGUCUUUCUACAACUUUUUCGAAACAUGCUUCCCUGUUUGAAGAUGCACCUGAUGAAUAUAAUGUUCUGGCGGGUCUAAAUCCUCGUACUGUACGUGAAUACGAUGAGGCAGUAACACGAGUGUCAUUGGGUUACAAAUCAGUGGAUGAAUAUUACUCAAAUUCAUGUAGUUGUCAUGUCGUGCAACAUGUUCGGAUUCCAUUGCUAUGCAUCCAGGCUGCAAACGAUCCAAUUGCUCCCAUUGAGGCAACUCCAUUUGAAGAUAUCAAGCAAAAUCCGAAUUGCAUGGUGAUAGUAACACCCCAGGGUGGUCAUUUAGGAUGGGUUGCCGGUGAUGAGGCACCCUUUGGAGCUCCCUGGACUGAUAAUGUGGCUAUGGAUUUUCUCGAACACUUGCAAAACGGUGUAUCGAACAAUAACGAUGAAUCGAAUGCUGAAGCAUCUUAAGCCAUGGAGGUACAAAGGUCUGCAACAGGAUUCAGAGGGCUUUGCAUCAAACAAUAACUACAGUUGACAAAGAGCAUGUUUGCGCAUUAUGUAAAAAACGAUUACGUUAAGGUUGAAUGUAACAUUAGAGCUCCAUUAGAGAAAGCUUGAAUUAUAAGAUCCACAUUGUUCACGGAGAUUAGUGAAUCAUGUUAAGGUUUAUUUUCAACUAAUGUGUUAUUGAACAUA